AUGAGCUGUGCAACAGACAUCGCAGCGAUCGUUCAGGGACAGAACGUCGACGCUCUCGCCACCGCAAAAAUCGAGGACCUACUGUCCAAGUAUGCAGCACUUCCGGAGGAUGAGAGGAACAAUCAACGGACAUCCUACCUUGCCCAAGUUUUCCCUCUUGUUUUCGGUGAAAAUGCCAUCUUCCAGGCAUCCGAUGAGUAUGAUUCUCAACGCCAAGUGCCCUGGUCAAUAAAUUGCUGGCUCCAGCCAUUAGUUGUGGUCACAGCAACGUCAGCACAAGAAGUCGCAACUGCCCUUGCUCUCUGUCGUUUCUUCGACGUUUGCUUCUCUGUUCGCGGCGGCGGCCACCUACAGAACCCCGGGUUCACCAGUAAUAAUGGCGGAGUGGUCAUCUCCUUGAGCAAAUUCAAUCAUGUCAAGCUGUCUGACGACAAGUCUACUGCUGAUGUAGGUCUCGGGCUGAGAUGGCUUGACGUCUAUAAGGCUCUCGACCCUCAUGGGCUGGCAGUGGCAGGAGGUCGGAUUUCAACAGUUGGCGUUCCCGGUCUUCUCCUGGGAGGAGGGAUUUCCUUUCAGAACAGUCAAUAUGGAGUGGGCGCAAUGGGCGUGUCUAGUUAUGAGGUUGUCCUCGCAGACUCAAGCAUUGUCAAUGCCAAUGCUCAGGAGAAUGCAGACUUAUUUUGGGCUCUCAAGGGAGGCGGUCCUAACUUCGGCAUCGUAACCAAGAUGGAUCUAGUGACGGUGCCCACCGAGUCUUGGGCCGAAGCUCGUGUAUACCCCCCAACAGCCUACCCCGAGCUCGCCAAGAGCCUCAUAAAGUACCAAGAAGCAAUUGAAGUCGACAACAAGGCAUCCCUCGUCUGGCAUGCUACCAGCCAAGCAAUCCUUCUCGUAUUCUUCUACUGUGCCCCUAUCGAGAAGCCUGCUGCAUUCCAGUCAUUUUACGAUAUUCCCUUCUUGAUGAACUUUGUGCCUCCGGGCACUCGCUCAAUUUAUGAGCUCGUCCAGGCGGUUGCCUCAGUCAUUUCACCCGAAGUUUUGCAUCAUGAGUUCCGAACCAUGUCCAGUCGGCCCUGCUUAGAGCUGUACGAAGCAACCGAGAAAGUCCGCCGAGAGCAACAGGAGGCUUUGAGCGAUGUUGAAGGGCUUGUCUUGACCAACGUCUUCCAACCCAUGUCCUCUUUAGCUAUGAAGCAGAGUCAGAAAAAUGGUGGUACGCCCCUUGGAUUAGAAGCAGUGGGCCAGCAGUGGUUUCUGUCAAUGGCCGAUUGGAAAAAUGCCGAAGACGAAGAUCGCGUCCGCGAAGCAGUCCGCAAGAUUGUGGAUGUUGCUGAAACGACAGCAAAGCAGGCAGGCGCGUAUCUUCCGUACCGGUAUUCCAACUAUGCAUCUCGCGAUCAAGACCCACUAUCCAGCUAUGGUGCUGAGAAUGUAGCAAGGCUCAAGAGCAUUGCUGCGAAGUAUGACCCUGAUGAGGUUUUCCAGAAGCUGCAGAAUGGUGGAUGGCUGCUUUCGAAAGUAGGAUCUCACACAAGGUCUGUCAAGUUGACAUAA
This is a messenger RNA of Aspergillus welwitschiae, 1554 nucleotides long. Its product is annotated as FAD-binding oxidoreductase. The record is from RefSeq and is a predicted model, not a curated record. The transcript has 6 exons. Gene Ontology annotation, molecular function: oxidoreductase activity; FAD binding. Lineage: Eukaryota; Fungi; Ascomycota; Eurotiomycetes; Eurotiales; Aspergillaceae. Bases 1 to 1554 code for a protein of 517 amino acids.